AUGGGAUUAAAAGCGAAGUAUUUAAUUUAUCAAAUAAUGAUGAAUAGUAAAGUGAAAUCUGAAUUUUUGCAGAAACUGGCUUGCUGUUCAGAAUACGCUUAUAGAGAAGACACCAACUUUCCUAUUCGAAAUCAAAUGGAAGAUUCCCAUUAUUAUAAAGAUAAUUGUUUUGAGGAUGGCACUGCUUGUCUAUUUGCUGUAUUUGAUGGUCAUGGAGGGAUUGAUGUGGUUGAAUACAUCACUAAGAUUCUGCCUGAAACCUUUCUGAGGGAUUUCAAGCAAUUUAAUACAUUGAAACCGAACGAAUAUUUUGAACAGAUAUUCAAGAAGGUGGAUGAUUAGCUAAAAUUAGUUGGUGCUGCAGAAAUAGGAGCCACUUGCUGCUUAACUCUAUUAAGGAAGGAAGAUAAUAAAAGGAAAUGUUACAUUGCAAAUUUGGGUGAUACCAGGGCAGUGAUGAAUAUAGAUGGUAAAGCAGUCAGAAUGACAGUCGAUCACAAAGGCAUUGAUCCCGAGGAAUAAGCUAGAGUUAAGCGGGAAGGAGGCACAAUAGUGAGAGGUAGAGUGAUGGGCCAAUUAGCAGUCACUAGAGCAUUCGGAGAUCUUGAUUUAAAAACAGUUGGUGUAUCAGUUAAACCAGACCUAAAAGUGCAGGAAAUUACACCUUAAUGCAAAUACAUAAUUAUGGCUUCAGAUGGACUUUGGGAUGUCGUUGACGAUUAGAAAGCAGUUGACAUAACCAGAGGAUUGAAGAACUCCGAUGAAAUGACAAAAGAGCUGUUGCAGUAUGCUCUGAAAAAUGGCUCAAGAGAUAACAUAAGUAUCUUAAUUGUAAUGUUCUGA
Molecule: messenger RNA, 843 nt
Organism: Paramecium tetraurelia
Lineage: Eukaryota; Ciliophora; Oligohymenophorea; Peniculida; Parameciidae
Exons: 5
Biological process (GO): protein dephosphorylation
Molecular function (GO): protein serine/threonine phosphatase activity; cation binding
Source: RefSeq, a predicted model, not a curated record